CGGAGCCAGGCUGCGCGGCCGGUCGGGGAGGUACCCGUUUUUAUCUUCAAAAAACUUCUGAGCGCUUGGUGAUGGCUAUUGUAUAGUGUGCUUAGCACACACAAGAAUUCGCGGGGCGGUCCUGGCACGUGUUAGAUGACUAGGAACUCCUGUUUCACCCUGCUAAGGGUAGGGUGGACCUCUAUGAUUAAUUAUUCUCGGGGUUGUUCUAUCAUGGCUGAGAAUGACACAGACAGAAACCAGGUUGAGAAACUUCUAAAAAGAAUACAAGAACUGGAGCAGGAAGUACAAAGACUUAAGAAAGACCAGGCCAACAACAUCGGAGACUCACACAUUAAAGAAAAUUCUUUAGGAUCUGGAAAGAGUAAGCGUACAUUUGACUUCAGUGCACAUGGCCGAAGACAUGUAGCCCUAAGAAUAGCCUAUCUGGGCUGGGGGUACCAGGGCUUUGCUAGUCAGGAAAACACAAACAAUACCAUUGAAGAGAAACUAUUUGAGGCCUUAACCAAGACGCGAUUAGUAGAAAACAGACAGACCUCCAACUAUCACCGGUGUGGUCGCACAGAUAAAGGAGUUAGUGCCUUCGGCCAGGUUAUUUCUCUUGACCUACGUUCUCAGUUUCCAAGGGGCAAGGAUACAGAAGCUGUUCAUUUAAACAAUGAAACCAAUGAUCCUGCAAAAGAGAUCCGCUACACCCACAUUCUCAAUCGAGUACUCCCUCGGGACAUCCGUGUACUGGCCUGGGCCCCUGUAGAACCUAGCUUCAGUGCUAGGUUCAGCUGUCUAGAACGGACAUACCGAUAUUUCUUCCCUCGUGCUGAUUUAGAUAUUAUAGCCAUGAAUUGUGCAGCUCAGAAGUAUGUUGGCACCCAUGAUUUCAGGAACUUGUGUAAAAUGGAUGUGGCCAAUGGAGUGAUUAAUUUCCAGAGGACGAUUCUGUCUGCUCAGGUGCAGAUAGUGGGCCAGAGCCUGAGUGAGGAGAAGUGGCAAGAACCUUUCCAGUUAUGCCAGUUUGAAGUGACUGGUCAGGCAUUCCUGUAUCAUCAAGUUCGCUGUAUGAUGGCUGUCCUCUUUCUGAUUGGCCAAGGAAUGGAGAAGCCAGAAGUUAUUGAUGAAUUGCUGAACAUAGAGAAAAAUCCCCAGAAACCUCAAUACAGUAUGGCUGUGGAAUUUCCUCUAGUCUUGUACGACUGUAAGUUUGAAAAUAUCCAUUGGAUCUAUGAUCAGGAGGUUCAGGAAUUCAAUGUUACCCAUCUACAACAACUCUGGGCCAGUCACGCAGUUAAGACCCACAUGCUGUAUAGCAUGCUACAAGGACUGGACUCUGUUACCUUGCCCUGUGGGACAGGACCAGGUAUGGAUGAUGCAACAGAAUGGAAAGACACCAAGCCCCCUAUCAUAAAGCAGACCAGUGCCUUCAUAGAAGGAAUAAAAAUGCGCACGUACAGGCCCCUCAUGGAUCGUCCUAAAUGCCAAGGAUUGGAAUCCCGGAUCCAGCAUUUUGUACGUAGAGGACGCAUUGAGUACCCACAUUUACUCCAUAAGGAUGAAACAAAAACCAGAAGAGACUGUAAUGACAAACUAGAGGAAGAGAAUACUAUUUUGGAGAAACCAACAAAGAGAGUCUGUGUUGAUGCAGAAAUUAAAAACAUAAGUUAAUCAUGUAUGUAGAUAGAAAGUACAUACAAAAAGUUUCAUUGCAAGAAGUCUUAGGGAUUCUGAUCACUUUUUUAAGUAAAAGUAAGGCCUGAUAAAGGAAAUUCUGACAUGACAAGACUUAAAACAUUGUAUUGUCACAGUCCAAAAGUAUUAAGAGAUGGAAGAAAAAAGUCAUCGCAAAUUAUUUAUAUGUGGGCACUUAUGUUCAAAUUCAUUAUUUUUAUGUGUGCCUUAUGUUCAAAUUCAUUAAAACCUGUGGCAAGUA
Dipodomys ordii (Ord's kangaroo rat) is the source of this 1924-nucleotide messenger RNA. RefSeq names its product pseudouridylate synthase 3 (gene Pus3). NCBI's taxonomy places the organism in Eukaryota, Metazoa, Chordata, Mammalia, Rodentia, Heteromyidae. Gene Ontology annotation, molecular function: pseudouridine synthase activity; RNA binding. Gene Ontology annotation, cellular component: cytoplasm; nucleus. The coding region runs from base 136 to 1659 and encodes 507 amino acids. Gene Ontology annotation, biological process: mRNA pseudouridine synthesis; tRNA pseudouridine synthesis. The record is from RefSeq and is a predicted model, not a curated record. The transcript is spliced from 5 exons.